Brienomyrus brachyistius is the source of this 2161-nucleotide messenger RNA. RefSeq names its product arylacetamide deacetylase (gene aadac). The record is from RefSeq and is a predicted model, not a curated record. Lineage: Eukaryota; Metazoa; Chordata; Actinopteri; Osteoglossiformes; Mormyridae. Bases 97 to 1311 code for a protein of 404 amino acids. Gene Ontology annotation, molecular function: carboxylic ester hydrolase activity. Gene Ontology annotation, cellular component: membrane. The transcript is spliced from 5 exons.
CAGAUUACACUUUGCAGGCUUUAAUGGCUUGUUAAUAAAUUGCGCUGAUAGAGCGCUUCUUUGCCUUCGUAUAUAGCUGCGGUGUUUAUAUGCAAAAUGAGAUCAAAAGACAUAAUCCUACUAGCUGGACCGUUAAUUGCCUACUACGUUUACAUACCUAUUCCGGAUGAAAUUGAAGAAAAAUGGAAAUUGAUGAUCACAGAUUGUUUCUUCAGAAGCCUCAUGCAUCUGGCAGAAUUGAGUGAACUUCUAGGUUUGACAGACUAUAUGAGGGUGAUGAUGCUCAUUACUGUGCUGGAACAGACGGUGCCUGUGUCCGACAAGCAUGUACGUGUUACAGAGGAGGUAUUUGAUGGGGUGCAGGUGAUUGUAUAUGAGCCAAGCCAGCAGAGCGGCAAUGGAGAGCUGAGGAGAGCAGUGAUCUACUUACAUGGGGGAGGCUGGUGUCUGGGUAGUGCCAGGAUGGGACCCUAUGAUCUUCUCUCGAGGCAGACGGUCCAGGAGCUCAACGCCGUCGUGGUUUCCGUGGAGUAUCGACUGGCGCCCCCAUACCAUUUCCCCAUCCCCUUCCUGGAUGUGUACCGGGUGGUGAAGCACUUCCUCCAGGGACCCGUCUUGGCCCACUACAGGGUAGACGCAGGACGCGUGGCCGUGUCAGGGGACAGCGCUGGUGGUAACUUGGCGGCGGCCAUCACACAGCAGCUGCAGCAGGAUGCGGAGCAGCCGGUGCAGUUGAAGGCGCAGGCCCUGCUCUACCCUGUGCUGCAGGUGCUGGACCUCAACACACCCUCCUACCAGCAGAACGAGCACAUGCCCAUUCUGCCUAAGAAGCUGAUGGUGCGUUUCUGGAGCGAAUACUUCACCAGCGACCGUACGCUGCUGCAGGCCAUGCUGGCAAACUCGCACAACAGCCUGCAGUCUGGCCGGGUGCUCAAGUACGUUAACUGGACCGUCUUACUGCCGGAAGGUUUCCACAGGCCCUACAGCUACAGUGCCCCGUCUCUGGUGAACAGGGGGCCGUCCUACAUGGGGACCGCCCUCACCGACCCGUGGGCGUCGCCCCUUCUGGUGCCCGACGCGGCCCUGCGGCCGCUGCCCAAGGCCUACGUACUGACCUCCGAGUAUGACGUCCUGCGGGACGACGGCGUCAUGUACGUCACGCGGUUGCGACAGGCCGGGGUGGACGUCACGCAUCAGCACUACGCCUCAGGUUUCCACGGUGCCUUCAUGUUCACCGUCUGGCCCACCGACUUCCAGAUCGGACGGCGCAUGGUGUGGAACUACAUCCGCUGGCUUAAAGAGAACCUGUAGGCCCGGAAGUCACUCCUGCUCCUGUCCUCAAAGCUUUCUUACAUUUGGGUUUCAGGCUUUGAGGGAAGGAAUGUCACUCAGACCAUGGCCUGUUUCAGCACGUAGGACCGAAGCACUACGAAGGACCCAGUGAAUCGUAUGGAGGCACCAUUUUAAUUAACCAAAGAACAAUGGGAGUGAUGGAAUUGGGAAGGGAUGAGAUUUGUUUAUAAGGCUCCUCUUCUACAGAAAUGUCUAGAAGCAGCUGCACUUAUAGAUUUCAGGGACGGAGAGCGUCUUUGUAACUUUGUAUCGUCAGCUUUAAGUCCGUUUCUGAUCGAAUGUCUUUUACCUCAAGGGAAUAUAGGAAGUUGUGGGACAUCGAUUCUUCAUAUUUUCACACUUUGGAAGACAGGCAGUGCGUCGGUAUAUCUGCAGUAAAGCUGUGGACUCGUGCAAUGCGAGAUGAUGGCAGGCGGGGGGGGGUCCCUGCAGCCUGCAGAAUGUGCAUGUUUUUGGGGGGACGGGGGUGUUGUUGGUUAACAGAUCACGUGUGUUAAACUUGCACGGGACCAGCUACGGUUAUACCUUCCUCACCACGAGAUUUCCGGUUUGCCUGGCACUACGGAAGAGGCUGCGAGGGACAGUGAGGCCGACCUGAGGAGGAGAGCCACUGAUCCCUGGAGGCCAGGAAUGCACUAGUCAUGAAUCAGCCCCAAAUCGAGCAAAAGCUGUUGGCCAGCAAUCGGCGCCAAGUCACUCCGUUCACUCCUCAGUCACACUUAAAGCGCAGCUCUCCAUCCUUCUGUUCCUCUUUAUUCAAUGGCGACAUGUGACAUUCGGAGGUAAUAAAUUCUGGCUGCUUUCAUCA